This is a messenger RNA of Manduca sexta (tobacco hornworm), 727 nucleotides long. RefSeq lists its product as uncharacterized. NCBI's taxonomy places the organism in Eukaryota, Metazoa, Arthropoda, Insecta, Lepidoptera, Sphingidae. Bases 110 to 550 code for a protein of 146 amino acids. The record is from RefSeq and is a predicted model, not a curated record. The transcript has 3 exons.
UAAUGUGGAUACAAGUGCAUACUUUUGUAAAUUAUAAAUAGUGCAUGUGUAUAAAAGAUGCUGCAGCAGUCGAGGGAUCAUUCAAGUCAACGACAAGAAAACAAUCAACAUGAACUGUCUGCCAUUCCUGUUCGCGCUGGUAGCUCUCAGCCAAGCCGCACCUGAACCAUUACUCGGUUUACUUGGCUUGGAUCUUGAUAUUCCAAUUCUAAAUACACGUCUUAGCAUAGGCGGUAGUAAAAGAGCACAAGGCAAUGCCAACGCUGUCGGAAAUGUAGCUGGUGCAGUACAACAGCAAGCCAAUGCCGCUGGCAACGCUGCCGGAAAUGCAGCUGGUGCAGUACAAGAGAAAGCCAAUGCCGUUGGCAACGCUGCCGGAAAUGCAGCUGGUGCAGUACAACAGCAAGCCAAUGCCGCUGGCAACGCUGCUCGGAAAUGCAGCUGGUGCAGUACGACAGCAAGCCAAUGCCGCUGGCAACGCUGCCGGAAAUGCAGCUGGUGCAGUACAACAGCAAGCCAAUGCCGCCAUGCCCCAAGGUGCUCAGGUUGACGCUCAAGCCAAUGUGCCUGCUGCUGCCGGUGCUAAUGCCGGAGGCACCGUCGGUAACGUCAGCCAGUAAAGCAUAGACGUUUCUUUAUAACCUUUGAAUUUCAAAGCACGGUUCAUGUUUUUUGAUUUAUGUCAAAUUUGAUUAAAUUUCUUCAAAAUAUAAUUCAGUUGCAUCCA